AUGGCCACGACUUUGAAAAGGGAACUCCGGGAUAUCAUUCAGUACCGCAAUGCCUACUUUCUUGCGUUCUCAGCGACUACGGGAUACGUCUGCUUUGGUUGGGACAUCGGUCUAAUAGGCGGCGUGAUCUCAUUGCCAUCAUUUCAAGAAUAUUUCGGUCUGCUAUCGGAAUCAGCCUCUGCGCGCGCCAGCUUGAGCGCGAAUAUAGUCUCGGUUCUGCAAGGAGGCGGAUUCUUUGGGGCGUUGUUUUCGAGUUACUUUGCAAGUCGAUUUGGGAGAAAGCCUGUUCUAUUAGCUUCGGCAGUCAUCUACCUCAUUGGAAGCAUCAUCCAGUCAACAGCUGGAAUUGGAACGUCCCCGGCUGUCGGAUUGAAAGUUUUGUAUUUCUCCCGUUUCUUGGGCGGCAUGGGAGUAGGUUUGAUGUCAGCUUUGGUGCCAACGUACGUAUCCGAAUGUGCUCCGAGAGCCAUACGCGGUCGAUGCACCGGCUGCAUCGAGGUUGCCGUGGGACUGGGAAAUAUGCUGGCUUUUUGGGUCAACUACAGCGUUUCUCUCAAUAUCUCACCAGGACAAAUGCAGUGGCGGUUACCCAUUAUCGCCCAGAUUGUACCUGGGGCACUCUUCCUGUUUUUUAUGCUGUUCCAACCCGAGUCUCCCCGUUGGCUUGUGGAACACGGUCGCUACGAGGAAGCAGCUGUAGCCCUCGCAUAUAUUGCGAGCAAGAACCAGGAUGAUGAUGCCGUCGUGCUGACUCUCAGCGUAAUUCGCGCCGAUUUCAUCGGGAAGCACAAACUGCCACUGCUCGAACAAUUCCGCAAGAUGGGGGAGUCGAAGAUCAUAUUCCUGCGCUGUAUCAUCCCAUCUCUCGCCACCUUCUUCCAGCAGUGGUCCGGCACGAACGCAAUUAAUUACUAUGCCCCUGAAAUAUUCGCCGGCCUCGGUUUCUCAUCUACUUCUUUAGCGCUAUUUGCCACUGGCAUAUAUGGUGUCGUGAAAUUUGUCAUGACAUUAAUAACUCUCGCCUUCGUCAUCGAAAGUUGGGGUAGGAAGAGGUCCCUGAUUUAUGGUGGUCUAUUGCAGGGUUUGAUGAUGCUAUGGAUUGGCGGGUACGCUGGUGCUCACCCAAACCAGGGCGUUGUGCCAGGGACGUACGUUUCUAUCGUCGCCAUAUAUCUCUUCGGCAUCUUCUUCUGCAUAGGCUGGGGUUUUACUCCCCUUGUCCUCGGCUCUGAAGUUGCCCCAGGCCAUCUCCGUACGGCCGUCAUGUCCCUCGCAACUGCGACUACCUGGCUGUUUACUUACGUCAUCGCCCAAAUCACGCCCAUCAUGCUGAACCACAUAACCUAUGGGACUUAUCUCGUGUUCGGCGUUGCUUCAUUUAUAAUGGCAGCAUGGGUAUAUAUUUUUAUACCCGAGACGACUGGGUAUCCUCUGGAAGACAUUAAAUAUCUCUUCGAGAAGAAUAUCAUUAUUCGCUCGUUGGAAGACGCGCCUGGGGGCAGGAUUUUUCUUGGGAAACGUCGUGCCGUCCCCGUGGAGGAGCUUAAAGCCGCCGAUGUCCUUGCGCCGAAUAGUUCUAAGGAAAUUUUGGAGGAGUCGAGGUCGCGCUCGGAGGAAGCGUCCGCGCAGGGACAUUCCCUUCGAAAUUCAAAUUCACAAAAGUGGGAAGAUCCUCUUAUUAUAUAA
Messenger RNA from Suillus subaureus, 1686 nucleotides. RefSeq names its product general substrate transporter. Gene Ontology annotation, molecular function: carbohydrate:proton symporter activity. The coding region runs from base 1 to 1686 and encodes 561 amino acids. Gene Ontology annotation, cellular component: membrane. Gene Ontology annotation, biological process: carbohydrate transport; transmembrane transport. Lineage: Eukaryota; Fungi; Basidiomycota; Agaricomycetes; Boletales; Suillaceae. The record is from RefSeq and is a predicted model, not a curated record. The transcript has 3 exons.